AUUUUUCUUCGCGGAACUUGUUGCUGCAAUACGAAGUGUUUAACCGCAAGUUACACUUUUAUAGCGGAAAGCAAUUCUGCGGAGCACGACUUCCCCGCUCAGCGAGCCUGGUUGCUAAGAGACGCCGUCAGUGCACAAGAGGCUGCAGUGACUUGAGGGAGUAAGAGAUCCUCGUGGGCGUGGUCACAUUGAGCUCGUUAGCCUUUACCGCUGUAAGGAGGUCUCGUCAUGUCCUCCGCCCUGUCGCAAGCAAGUCCUACCGCUCCGCGUUUCAGCGUCCUUUCGUGGCCGCAGGUUCGCCGCUUGGAUGCCAUACUGUGCGAGAGCGUGCCAAUCCAUGGCAGGGGCAACUUCCCGACUCUAUCCUGUCGCCCAAGGGACUUGGUGCAGGUUGUCCGGUCUCGCCUGGAGCAGAAGGGAAUUCUUGUACAUAAUGUGAGACUGAAUGGUUCAGCUGCUAGCUAUGUGUUGCAUCAUGACAGCGGACUGGGAUAUAAAGACUUGGAUCUGAUAUUCAUGGUGGAUUUGAAGGGGCCAGAUGCUUUUCAAGUAGUAAAACAUGCAGUGCUCAAUUGCCUCUUAGACUUCCUGCCUUCAGGUGUCAAUAAGGAGAAAAUAACACCUAUGACUUUAAAAGAGGCCUAUGUUCAGAAACUGGUUAAAGUCUGUACAGAAAGUGAUCGUUGGAGCCUUAUCUCCUUAUCAAACAACAGUGGCAAAAACAUGGAAUUGAAGUUUGUUGAUUCUCUGAGACGUCAGUUUGAAUUUAGUGUGGACUCCUUUCAGAUCAUCUUAGAUUCUAUGCUGAUGUUCAGCCAAUGCUCAGAAAACCCAAUGUCCCAAAGCUUCCACCCCACAGUAACCGGCGAGAGCAUGUAUGGAGACUUCGAGGAAGCCAUGGACCACCUGCGCAACAGAAUUAUUGCCACACGCAAUCCAGAAGAAAUCAGAGGUGGUGGUCUUCUCAAAUACUGUAAUUUGUUAGUGAGAGGUUUCCGGCCUAAAUCAGAAGUGGACAUGAAAACCAUGCAGCGGUAUAUGUGCUCACGUUAUUUCAUUGACUUUCCAGACAUAAGGGAGCAACAAAGAAAGCUAAAGUGUUAUUUGCAGGAUCAUUUUGUGGGAAUGGAGGACAAGCGAUAUGACUAUUUGAUGACUCUUCACCAAGUAGUAAAUGAGAGCACUGUGUGCCUGAUGGGACAUGAACGUAGGCAGACACUUGCACUCAUUGCUUCCUUGGCAGUACAUGUGUUAUCAGAGCAGAAUCAUCCACAAGCUGUGCCCACUUUUACUUGCUACUACCAGCCAGCCCCUUACAUAGGUGAAGUCAAUUACAAUAGCUAUUACUUUACUCCUGUCCAGCCACUCAUGUCCUGCAGUCACUCAUACCAGACAUGGCUUCCCUGCUGCAACUGAGAUCCUGGCUACAUGCUAAAAUGAGCACUUCCAUGGCAGUCCCCACCCCACUUUUGACUGACUAAACUAAAUGAGCAAAAAGCAAAUUUUUGUUGUGUGGGUUUCUUCCCCGAUCCCUCUUCCAUAUUUUUUUUUUUUUUUUAAUUCAUAUUAAGGGUACCAGCACAUUGGCAAUCUUACAUGAUGCUUAUGCAAUGACUUUGUUACUUUAAGUUACUAGUUACUUUAAGCCUUGUAGGGUGCAGUUGUAGAACAGACUCUCCGUCUUCUAUAUGAGACUGUAGAGACUAAGAUGCAAUUGGUUUUCCCCAAUGUUUGUUUUUUUUGUUUUCUCCUUUGGACCAAAAGUGUAUUAAGUGCCUGUAUUAUCAAAACACAAAGGAGGAGCCUUUAAAGGAAUAGUUCACCUUUAAAAUGAUGUUAGAUUUAGACCAUAAUCUGUUGCAGUUUGCAGUUAAUGUUCAGUUACUUGUAGUAUAUUUACUAUAGCAGUAAAAUAGGAAAGGGUCUGAAUAGCAAUCUAAGCAAUAAGACUUAAAAAUAAAAAAAUUUGCAAGCUGGAAAAAGACAGAAUUCAUAAGCCAAACAAAAUGAUCAGUCAAGUUGCUUAGGGUAGGUCCAUCCAUUACACACUAUUGAUUUAAAGGUGAACUUCUCCUUUAACUUAUGCUAACUCUGGUUUCAGUAUUACAUUUUCUGAUACAUGCCUGAAAUUGGGUAUUUGCUAUAUCAGUGCCACAGAACAAAUGUUAUCUGCUGCAGUUUGUUGUAUAUCCUGUAGUUGCCCUGGCCUUUGAUCGGCUAAGGGGUUUCUCCUACAUCUUUAUAUGACCCUGAAUGUUGCUCUGCAUUGCAGGUAGUGGGUAGCAUAAUGGUUUAUAAUCCCAAAAAGUGAGAUGUUACACAUGGUGCUAUGGGUUCUAUAUACCAGGUCAGUGUACCUUUUUAACUUACAGUUCAGUUUCAUUGCUAAAUACUGUUUUACAGUGUAAAGAAUUCUCUUGUAGCCCCCAGCCCAGGAUGCCUAUAUUUUCAAUAAUACUCUAUAUAACAAUCAUGAGGGAAAUACCUUCAAAGUAGUUUUACAUUGACUAGGCUUAAAUUGUAGCUGCAGAAACCAAAUAUUAACAAAUAAAUUGUUCUAUGUUCAUUUUA
Molecule: messenger RNA, 2571 nt
Organism: Xenopus tropicalis (tropical clawed frog)
Lineage: Eukaryota; Metazoa; Chordata; Amphibia; Anura; Pipidae
Gene: tent5b
Product: terminal nucleotidyltransferase 5B
Cellular component (GO): nucleus; cytoplasm
Molecular function (GO): poly(A) RNA polymerase activity
Source: RefSeq, marked provisional